GGCACCGGGCAGAAGCAACGAGGGAGAGCAGGAGCAAGGAAAUGAAAGAAAACGAAAGGGCGGGAGGGUUUUGAUUUUCCUUUUCCCUCUCCUCUCUCUCUAAGAUGGACAGCCACGUGGAGUCCACCGCCGCCACCGCUGGCGCCACCCCGCACUCUCCGCCUCUUGAUCCUCUUGAUUUCAUUCCCGUCGGAUCCCUAGAAGAGGAGAUUCCAUCUCCGCUGUCCGAAGAGUACCACGACCACGAUCACGAUCACGAUCACGGUCAUGACCAUGAGCACGAGCAAGGUCAAGAUCACGAUCAGAAUCAAAAUCACGAGAACUCGUCGGCUACUGGUGUCCUUACCGAUGAUCUCAAAAUCAAGAUCAUUAAGCAGGUGGAGUAUUAUUUUAGCGAUGAAAAUUUGCUGAUGGAUAAGUAUAUGAAGACUAUGAUUAAGAAGAACAAAGAAGGGCUUGUUCCUAUUUCAACAAUUGCUUCUUUUAAGAAAAUGAAAAAACUCACUAGAAGUUAUCCAUCAAUAGUUGCCGCCCUCAAAGAGUCUUCCCUACUUGUUGUGAGUUCCGAUGGGAAAAAGGUAAAGCGCUGCAAUCCUUUUUCACUCAUUGAGGUCAGGGACCCAAAGUUAUUUACUGUUUUGGUAGAAAAUCUUCCGGAGGAUCAUUCAGUGGAGAACAUUCGGAGGAUAUUUGGUGAAGUUGGACACAUAAAGAACAUAUCUGUCCGUGAUCCUCAUGCUGUGGAAGAGUCAAAGAAAAGUGGUAGGGCAGAUAUCUUGAUCAGUAGUAAGUUACAUGCUCUAGUGGAGUAUGAGACAGUGGAGGCUGCUGAAAAAGCUGUGAUUACUUUGAAUGAUGAACAAGACUGGAGAAAUGGCAUCCGGGUUAAGCUUCUUAAACGAAUGGGCAAGUAUGGGCAGCGAAGGCAAACCCGGAGGGGAUCUGAUCCUGAAAAGAAUAGCAAUGCUAGAGCAUCUGAUCAAACAGGAGAUGAGGAGAAUAAUACCUCAAGUGAGCAUCAUGAAGAUAUACCGGAUGAGGAGGACGGGGAGCAUUUGUCCAAGGACAAAAACGUGCAUCAGUUUAGAAACAAAGGACGAGCAAGGAGACAGAAAACUCGUGGUACCAACGGACCUGGCCAUGGAACUACAUCCUCUACUCAUGCCGUUGAACCAUCAAAGCCACCGCCGGGCCCUAGAAUGCCUGAUGGAACCAGGGGAUUCACAAUGGGACGUGGACGACCCCUAGUUUCUAAACAGAACAAGUGACUUAGUGUUGGUUGUUGUGCAUUAUACAGAUGUGGAAGCCGGAAGCGGGGCUUAGUUUGAAAUCCAAUGGAUUGUUGACUUACUGUUUGCUUUAUCUUUAAAAAACUCUUGGCAUUCCAAUGAUGAUAUACGACCUAAAUUGCUCAUGUUUUGGAUUAUGUUUGUACAAAUUAAGUAUGGCCAAUUAUGUGCUUGUGUUUAUGCUUGUAAGUCAAGUGUUUAAUGAGUUCUAGGAGUUAUGCAAA
Durio zibethinus is the source of this 1513-nucleotide messenger RNA. Lineage: Eukaryota; Viridiplantae; Streptophyta; Magnoliopsida; Malvales; Malvaceae. The record is from RefSeq and is a predicted model, not a curated record.